AUGAACUACGGGAUCGACUUCAAGGGCGGGACCAUCAUCGAGAUCAAGACUGAUGGGCCUGCCGAUAUCGGUGCCAUCCGUUCCGAAUUGUCUGCCCUCAAUCUCGGUGAUGUUCAGGUUCAGGAAUUCGGUGCAUCAGACGAUAUCUUGAUCCGUGUGGAGGAACAGCCAGGCGGCGAACUCGCGCAGCAAUCGGUGGUUCAACGUGUCCGGACAAUAUUUGCUGAUGACAACGUAGACUUCCGCCGCGUUGAAGUUGUCGGGCCCAGGGUAUCGGGUGAAUUGGCGCAGGCCGGCGCGAUUGCUGUGGGUGCCGCGCUUUUUGCCAUCCUGAUCUACAUCUGGUUCCGCUUUGAGUGGCAGUUCGCUGUUGGGGCGAUCCUGACGACGGCAAACGACGUCGUGAUCACAGUGGGACUGUUCGUUCUGCUUCAGCUCGACUUUUCUCUCUCCAGCAUCGCCGCUGUUCUGACGAUUAUCGGGUAUUCACUCAACGACACCGUGGUCGUCUACGACCGCAUCAGGGAAAACUUGCGCAAAUACAAGAAACGGCCGCUGGCGGACAUUCUGGAUCAGUCCAUCAACGAGACCCUGUCGCGCACAACGAUGACAUCUGUCACGACACUCCUGGCCCUGAUUGCGCUCUAUGUUUUCGGCGGAGAGGUCAUUCAGUCGUUCACGCUCGCGAUGAUCUUCGGCAUCGUGAUUGGAACCUACUCGUCGAUCUUCCUGGCAGCUCCUUUGCUUAUCCUGCUCAACCUUCGUCCGGACGCGUUGUCCCGAAAUGAUGGCGAUGAUGAAAAGGAAGCCAAGGCGAACGCGACUGUUUAA
Messenger RNA from Effrenium voratum, 831 nucleotides. Lineage: Eukaryota; Dinophyceae; Suessiales; Symbiodiniaceae. The record is from the annotation of a GenBank genome assembly.